Molecule: messenger RNA, 4139 nt
Organism: Musa acuminata AAA Group (dessert banana)
Lineage: Eukaryota; Viridiplantae; Streptophyta; Magnoliopsida; Zingiberales; Musaceae
Product: probable glucan endo-1,3-beta-glucosidase A6
Exons: 7
Coding region: 2415-3845 (476 amino acids)
Biological process (GO): carbohydrate metabolic process
Cellular component (GO): plasma membrane
Molecular function (GO): hydrolase activity, hydrolyzing O-glycosyl compounds
Source: RefSeq, a predicted model, not a curated record
GCCUAGUUUGAUUCAAAGUCAUACCGAGGCUUCUGGAUCUGCAAAUGCUGUUAAAAAAGAAUGAAAUACAGCUAAUUUGGUUCCAGACUUCAUUUAUCUGGGGCAAAGAGGAAAUGGUGGUAAUGAACAAAGAGGAAGUGGACUCAAGGGUUUCUCUUCAACAAAGAUCUGAUGGUCCAUACAUCACAACUGCAGUGGAAAAGGAGAACUGCAAAUGAAACAAAAUUGUUGUUCCUAUUAGCAUGGUACAAAGAUCUUCUAAUGGUUUGUGCCAAUCAGCAGAAAGCUCUACGAUUCUGGCUCAUAGAAAAGUUGAUGCCAUUGGCCUUGCAAAGAAAACAGAGGACAGCAGAGAAAUCAAGAAACUGGUUCCAAACAUCUUUAUAGAGCAGAGAGAACAGGGGGAAUUGGCCAACCAAUUGAGAAGGUUGAAGCAAAAGUAUUGAGGGGAAAGAGAAUAAAAUGGUAGGGGACGCUUGUGGUAGAAAUGACCCAAGAUGCAUGAGCAGUGGUCAGGAUAAGAAGAACAAGGACAAGGACAAACUCAAGGAGAAAGGAAAAGAGAAGACAAAAUCGAGACAUGAAUAUGAGCAAUAAAAUAAAGAAUAUGAUGAGAUAAGGGAUGCAGGAAAAAAAGGAUUGGAUAGGUAUUUCAAAUCUAGAACUGCUAGCUUCUCAGAGAGACAAGAAAAGGAGUAGCAAUACUGAUGAAAAUAAGAAGAGAAAGGAACUUGAGAUGAAUGGCCUUCUGCAUGAGAAUGAUAUGCUGCCUGAUAAAUUCCAAAGGACAACUACCCACACAGAAAAUGGGAUGCUAGUGGACUCGUCCCAUGUUUCUUGUUCUUCCAUGAAGCCUGAGGCCAUAAAUAACAUUAAGGCAGAAAAACUUUCUGUAAGUAAUGAGGAACACAUUCUAAAUGGUGUAGAAAUGCCUCCACCAUCCUCAGAUGAAUCGAGGUAUCCAGCUGUUAUAGACAAUUCAAAAGGGUGAGUUUCUUUGAAGCCUCACUGUGAUUUCAAGUAUCUCAGUGAAAUAUACUCCAUGUGCAAAAUGGAUGAUUUGCCAGAGUAUGAUGACCAGGAAUGGCUAUACUGCAGCUUUCGACUUCAAUCAAAACCAAAGACAGAGCUUGAGGCUAAUGAGACACCUCAAGUGUGGGCUGAGGCAAUAAGAAUUGGGUCCGAGAGUGUUCUCGCUUUGCCCUAUGCCGUUCCAUUUUUAUAUCAAACUUCCUUUAUACCUGAUUCAUAUUGAAGAUAUGGUAGCAGGACCGAGAUACACAACCUAUUUAUUCUUGCUGCCUUUCAUCCCUUCAGAAGCUGAAAUGUAGAUGUCAGUCACUUGGCAUCCUAAAUAUAUCUCACAUCGUGGAUGCUCAAAUGACUUCUUGAAGCCACAAUAAUGAAAAUGCAGCGAUGGCAUACUUCUGGACAAGAAGAAGUGAAAUGACUGUACAAAUAGGAGCCUCAACCCUGUCUCGAGGCAGGCAUUCACUGGACAAGAUCCGAGUACGUGGCUUCCACCCGCGCACUGCUGGGUAGCGCCUAGGAGAAGCGCCGUUCCCUCGCUGUCUCUUGCCGCACGUCAAACAGCGGCUGCAGAUCCCGUCACAGUCAACGUUCUGCCCCGGUGGGAUAGGCGCCGGCGAGGAGGCAGGAGCCUGGACCCUGGUUUGUGGCGGGUACUCACUGGAGUACGUGGCCUCCGCAUGCGCACCUCGUGGGAGAAGGCUCGGUCCCCUCGCUUUCUCCUCCUGCACAGCAAACAGAGGCCGGUUGUCCCCAUCACCGUCAACGGUCGACCGCAGAGGGACCGGCCCAGGGCCAAAGGAGGAGCCUGAACCCUGUCUUACGGCGCGUACUCACUCGACAAUAUCCGAGUACGUGCCAUCCGCUCGCGGACCACUGGGCUGCGGGUGUGACUCAUCCGAACCAGAAAACAGCAUCUGAAGGUCCCCAGCAUCAUCAGCGAUAGACGGCUACGGGAUGGGGGCCAGUGCAACGGUAGAAACCUGAACCCUGUCUCGCGGCGCACACUCUCACUGGCCAGAGUUGUCCAUGGGAGAGGCUAUGUCCCCGCGCUGUCUCCUCCGGCAUGGCAAACGGGUCCCCAUCAUCGUCAACGUUCGAACGGCUCUUUCCUCUGUUUUCUUUAUUCCCGGCGCUUUCUUUCUCCAAAACUAAGAAGUAAAAGCGGCAGAGCGCACGCAUCCAAAGGAAGCCGAAGCCAGGGCGAAACAAAGCGCAGUUCUUUCGCUCUGCUACCAAGAACAGACUUGAAAACACCACCACGACAAUCUCACCCUCGCUCUCUCUCUCCAUUGAUUGCGCUGCUAAUUUCCCGUGUUGGAAGCUCGAGAAACGGAAGAGCCGAGGAAUCCAGAGAAGAGAAGCAGCUUUCUUCGCGCCUGACCAUGCUGCGGCACAGAGAAAUGGCCCUCCUCCCUCUUCUCAUUCUGCUCUGCUUCUUCUCUUCGCUGGCAGCGAAAGGUGGGAGAUUUGCGAGGCUGGGCAUCAACUAUGGCACCCUCGGAGACGACCUCCCCUCCGCCGCCCGCUCCGUGGCCCUCCUCCGGUCCCUCGGCGCCGGCGCCGUGAAGAUCUACGACGCCAACCCGGCCAUCCUCCGCGCCCUCGCCGGAACCCGCCUCCGCGUCUCCAUUAUGGUGCCCAACGAGAUAAUCCCCUCCCUGGGCACCAACGCCUCCCUCGCAGACGCCUGGGUCGCCGCCUACCUCACCCCCUUCUACCCCGCCGUCCGUGUCCGCUACCUCCUCGUCGGCAACGAGAUCCUUUCCUACACCUCCCUCGCUAGCUCCACCUGGCCUUUUCUCGUCCCUGCCAUGGUCAACAUCCACCGCUCUCUCAUCGCCCGCUCCAUCCGCGAUGUCAAGGUCAGCACGACCUUCGCCAUGGACGCCCUCGGGAUCUCCUUUCCGCCCUCCGCCGGCGCCUUCCGCUCGGACAUUGCCGAACCGGUGAUCCGACCUCUCCUCCGGUUCCUUCACAAGACCCGCUCCUACUACUUCGUCGACGCCUACCCUUACCUUGCCUGGGCCUCGAAUCCCUCCUCCAUCCGCCUCGACUACGCCCUCUUCACCGCCAAUUCGAGCUUCAACUACUUCGACCCCGGAAGCAAGCUGACCUACACCAACCUGUUGGACCAGAUGCUCGAUGCGGUGGCGGCCGCGAUGGGCCGUCUAGGGUUCGGCGACGUCCGGAUGGCCGUGGCCGAGACUGGUUGGCCGAACGCCGGUGACCUGGACCAGAUUGGAGCGAAUGUCCACAACGCGGCCACUUACAACCGGAACCUCGUGCAGCGGAUGGCGGCGCGGCCUGCGGCGGGGACGCCGGCCAGACCAGGGGCGCUGAUGCCGGUGUUCAUCUUCUCGCUUUACAACGAGAACCAGAAGCCGGGGCCGGGGACGGAGCGCCACUGGGGCUUGCUCUACCCCCACGGGAAGAUGGCCUACGAUGUGGACCUGAGCGGGCGGCGGCCGUUGGCGUCAUACCCGUCGCUGCCGCCCCCGGAGAACAACGAGCCGUACAAGGGGCAGAUAUGGUGCGUGUUCGGCGGUGGUCGGAGGGCGGCGUCGAACGCGACGGCAGUGGGGGCGGCGCUGGCGUAUGCUUGCGGGCAGGGGAACGGCACAUGCGACGAGAUCCGGCCCGGCGGGCCUUGCCACAAGCCCAACACGAUCGUGUCGCACGCCUCUUACGCCUUCAAUUCGUACUGGCAGCUGUUUCGGCGGGCCGGUGCGACGUGCUUCUUUGACGGGCUCGCCUUGCAGACCAAAACAGAUCCAAGUUAUGGAUCGUGCAAAUACCGAAGUUUGGCAAACUAAGCAGAUACUAAAAUGUAUUGAGGACACCAUAUUCAAGACUCUGUGAGUGAGAUUAGUUUGCAGUGGUGUCUCAGUUUUGAGGAUGGAUAUAUCUACAUAAAUUCGAUGAUGUUUCACUUCGCCGUCCAUAUAUUCUCUACAUGUAUCUCUUUUAAACUCCCUUUUUUUGGCAUUUUUAUCCAUUAUUGCACUUCAUGUAGUGUGUUGAUAUCAAAUGAUCGAUGUGGUAAACAUGGUAGUAUUUAUCUGGGAAUGUGAUUUCUAAUAGAAAAACUUUGUUGUUUUGGUAGCAAA